Molecule: messenger RNA, 1689 nt
Organism: Thyridium curvatum
Lineage: Eukaryota; Fungi; Ascomycota; Sordariomycetes; Thyridiales; Thyridiaceae
Exons: 2
Coding region: 1-1689 (562 amino acids)
Biological process (GO): nucleobase transport; transmembrane transport
Cellular component (GO): plasma membrane
Molecular function (GO): nucleobase transmembrane transporter activity
Source: RefSeq, a predicted model, not a curated record
AUGGGUGCAUUCGAUAGAUUCGUGCACAAGCUGCGCCUUCCGUCCUCCGACGUCGCGGAGGCCAAUGUCUGGAUCAAUGAUGACAUCCGGCCCAUGCCGCCGAGCCGGCGCCGGUGGACAAUGUGGACGUUCAUGUCCUUCUGGCUGACGAAUCAAGUGGCUAUCUCCAACUGGCAACUCGGAGCCUCCCUGGUCGCCGCCGGGCUGUCGGUGUGGCAGGCUAUCCUCGCGACCAUCGUGGGCAAGACCAUCACCGCCCUUGUCGCCAUCGGUAAUGGCAUGGUCGGCGCCGAGUGGCACAUUGGCUUUCCCGUCGUCGUGCGCUACGUAUGGGGUGUGUAUGGCCAGUACAUCAUCCUCGUCCAGCGCAUCAUCCUCAGUCUGGUAUGGUUCGCCGUACAGUCGUGGACCGGCGGUCUAUGCUUCGUCAAUAUCCUGUCCGCGAUCUUCCCCUCUUUCGAGUACAUGGGCAACCACUUUCCAGAGUCGGCGCAUAUGACCACAAAGCAAUUCAUCGGGUGGAUCCUUUUCAAUGUGGCUAUCAUCCCCAUCCUCUACAUUAGGCCGGAGCGCAUUCAGAAGCUCCUCGCGGCUUUCAACGCCAUCUCGUCGAUCACCCUGAUCUCCAUCAUGAUCUGGGCCCUCGCAACUGCGAAGGGCGGUGGCGAGCUUUUGACGUCCGGAUCCAAGCCCAUGUCCUCCAGCGAGUUGGGCUGGUCCAUUGUGCAGGGCAUCACCACCGUCAUUGGCAGCAUCGCAGUCGGCCUGACGAACCAGCCCGAUUAUUCGCGCUUUGCGCGCAAGCCCGGUGACCAGAUCUUUGGACAGUGGUUCAGUAUCAUCUUUUUCGGCACGCUGUUCCCUCUCUUCGGCUGCCUGGCCGCCUCUGCGACUGGCCAGAUCUAUGGUGAGGCCAUUUGGAACCCUCCCUUGAUUGUCCAGAUGUGGCUCGACACCGAGUACGGCCCAAAGAGUCGUGCAGGUGCCUUCUUUGCCGGCGUCGGCCUCUUGAUAGUCCAGAUCAGUAUCAACUGCAUCGACAACGCUUUCUCUGCAGGCAUGGACUUGGCCGGUCUCUUUAGUGGCUUCAUCAACAUUCGUCGUGGUGCCUACAUCGGCUUGGUGCUCAGUAUUGCGCUGUGUCCUUGGGAACUACUGAGCUCUGCGGCCGUUUUUAUCAGUGUUCUGUCGGCGUACAGCACUUUCCUCGGCCCCAUCAUCGGUAUCCAUAUGUGCGAGUACUUCAUCAUCCGCAAGAGGCGCGUCAAGUUGACAGACCUGUACCACCCUCGCUCUGACGGCAUCUACUACUUCUACAAAGGGUUCAAUCCACGAGCAUUCUUCUCAUGGGUCUGCGGCUUUGCCACGCAGCUUCCUGGGUUCGCCGCCACCGUCACACCCGACAGCGUCAAGGUUGCUCAGCCUUUGAUGGACAUGUACUACUUGGCCUUUCCUCUGGGAUUCUCCAUCUCCUUUACCGUCCACCUAUUGGUCAACACCAUUUGGCCCCCUGUUGGGGCCGGUGAAAUGGAUGACAUGGAUUACUAUGGCACCUUUACUCCCGAGGAAGCCAGGAAACUCGGUGUCGAGCCACUGCAGACCGAAGUGACAGAAGGAGUGUCAAAAGAUGGGGAGACAGUCGUGGUUGACAGCGAGAAGAAGACACCUCGUAGGACGUUUCACUUCUAA